Messenger RNA from Penaeus monodon (black tiger shrimp), 3692 nucleotides. RefSeq lists its product as uncharacterized. The transcript is spliced from 6 exons. Bases 471 to 3458 code for a protein of 995 amino acids. Gene Ontology annotation, molecular function: protein binding. Gene Ontology annotation, cellular component: plasma membrane. NCBI's taxonomy places the organism in Eukaryota, Metazoa, Arthropoda, Malacostraca, Decapoda, Penaeidae. The record is from RefSeq and is a predicted model, not a curated record.
UUCCCUUGGCAGUGCGUCUGUAGCCGCCUUAGCAGCAGGUCACAGAAGUACCAGAGGUGGAGGUGUGGCACCCCUUUUUUUGCACCUUGGCGAGAUCCCCUUUAAAAUAGUUGCAAUUUCCAACUUUCGGAAUAAGAGCAGCAUGUGCUUGACACUUGGUCGGGGAAGUACCAAAAAGUGAUACAUUUAUUAAGUCAAGGAGCAGAACCUAGGCCUAAUAGUGUGAUUUUUUUUUUUUUUUUGAAGAUGAGUUUCUCUCCGUAUGUCAUUGCAGUGACAGAAAUCUUGGAGAAAUCUCAGACCAGAUGCUAAGGACCAUCAUGCUGGCCACAGGAAACACCUUACUGACGUCAUCAUUCCCACAACCCACGUGGUGACGUCACAGACACCCCACUACCCGUGUGGCGUGACGUCAUCCAGUCACACUACGUGAGUGGUGACCGACGGCAGAUUACACAGAAGAGGCGAGGAUGCGUGGCUGCGAGCGAUGUCCAGCAGCGUCGGCGGCCUCGACCUCCCUAACGCCGAUGAUCCUGGUGGCGGCGGUGGCACUGGCCCUCCCCCUGCCCCACCUGGCUUCCCCUUCCCCCCCUAGGGCCACCGCCGCCUGCGACGUCACGGAGUACACGUGCGACCAGGGCGGCUGCGUCUCCCUCAGCCAGUACUGCGACGGCGUGGCGCACUGCUCGGACUACUCGGACGAGCCGCUGGGAUGCACAGUGUGCAACCGCACGUAUUAUGGUUAUGUCGACCACACCUACCAGCUGGAGGUCCCCGCCCCCCCGGCCUCCCGCGCGGGACCCCCACCUCCGCCCUCGUCCGCCCACCCACUCAUCCUCCUCGGGGCCACCCACGCCCUCGACGCUGGCUUCAAGUGCGUGCUCACCUUCAGGGCCAUAGGAGGGGGCCACGGGGACAUCGUGCAGGUCACCUUCUCCGAGUUCCACGUGGGCCACUUCAACAUGUCGGCUCUGGAAGAUUCCGGAGUGGGCGGCUGCGAAGGAGACCACGUGAGUAUCGAGGAACCCGAGCUGGCGGAGAGGGGCGGGCGGUGGUGCGGAGAGGGAUCGGGCCUGAACGUGUACUACAGCGAGACGGACACGGUGUCUGUGACCCUGCAGGCCGCCUCCACCACCCAGGGGGAGUACUUCGACAACCCACUCAAGUUUAAGAUCAGAUACAAGUUCCUGCCCCGGGAGCGUGCGGUGGUGCGCUACGGCCGUGGAGGCGCUGCCAAAUACCGCGGAGAAGCCGUGCGGAACACCGUGUGCAGUCGGGUGUUCCAGGGAUGCAGGGCUCGACAGUGCCGCCUGCAGUCCCCCAAUUUCCCCGGCCUUUACCCGCGCAACGUCACCUGUUAUUACCUGGUAAAGGCUCUGCCGCCCCCCGCGAGCGGCUUCACGCCCGUCAUUACCCUCCGACAAGACAACGACCGCCUGGUGCAGGUGGGGCGUCAGGGUCCUGUGGGCCGAGUGUCCCCCGAAUCCCGGCUGCUGCAGGACAACGAGUGCCGCGGUCCGGAGGACUUCCUGCUAGUUUACGACGGAGGCUCCAUGAAGGCGCCGCUGCUAGCCAAGCUCUGCGGCACCGCCACCGUUCCUAACAUCACUUCGAGUGGACCCGAAGUGCUGGUGGUGUUUCAGACUGCCACGUCUGGCAGGAUGAACCAUCUUCCCAACCUCGUCACUGGCUUUGAGCUAGAGGCCCAUGUGCUUUACAUUAAUCAGGAAGCUUCUAAUGUAAAUGGCCUGCAGUGUAAACAAACUAUCAAAAGCUUUGGGGGAACCAAUGGCAUCGUUGCAAGUCCUGUGUUCGCCGUACCGCCAAACGCGUCUUGCUCAUAUCAGUUCGAGGGGAGGAGAGGGGAGGUGGUGUGGAUAUACUUUACUAAGUAUCACAAAGCCAGGAAGAAGCAGGGCAUGAUGGGGCAUCAUCCCUGCAGGAACCGCCUCGCCAUUUUCGACGGAAAGCCAUUCACCGGCACGCCACCAGAUGCCUCAGAAUUAAUGGCAAAUUACUGCGACGAGCAGCUGCCACCGAUAUGCGUGCGGUCGAGGCAGAAAGGAACGGUGAGCCAACCGUGCACGCUGAAGGAAAGCUUCCUUUCGACGGGCACUAAUCUCGCUGUCACGCAAGACUUCACAGACGGGACAAGUCUACUGCCACUGGACUACUCUAUCUACUACGAGUUUGUAACAGUCUCUUUAGAGGGGAUAGAACCUGACACCGAUUGUGACAUCGAGUUCAGUAGUUCUCAGGCCAGAUCGGGACACUUCAACUCGCCAAAGAAUGUGUUCUUAUACGGCCGCGGUGGGAAAUCCUCCCUGUCCUGCAAAUACACUUUUAAAACCGUAAAAGGGGAGGCAAUAAAGUUGAGACUCACAAGCGUAGGUUUCCGGGGUAAUAUGUGUAAAACAGUCUACAAUUUCCAGACCAAUCUCUAUGACUGCAUUGCGCGACUACCAGGCUCGGCGACGCUGGAGGUCUGGGAGGAGCCGUGGAGACAGACGCGCCUUCCUCUCGGCUGCGUGUGCGACGGCGGCCUCGCACCCGCCUCGUUCGUGAGCCACACGCGGCUCCUCCAGCUGGAUUUCACCAUCAAGGAGAUGAGCUGGAGCCAGGACUUCAACGACUUCUACUUCGAUGCUGAGUACGAGUUCAUCAAAACAAAGGGCUGCGAUGAACAGAAGAUCCUGAACGGCUCGACAGGUUCGAUUUUGAUCGGGAGCAAGACAGAGCUAGAAGAAAGUGGGGAAGAAGGCAGCAAUGAAAAGUGUAACGAUUAUCCCUGGAGAAUAAACGCAAGGGACAAUAGCCAUCUUUACCUGAACAUUCCGGGUUACCACGCGUCUAGUCAGCGCUGCUCCACGAGGAAUAGAGUAGUUGUCUUCGGAAGCCACACGGCGCGGCCACUGCGAUCCGCCUGCCCCGAGCCCAACGUGGCCGACAGUGUGGAUAUUUUUUCAUCGGGCUGGACCACUCAGCUGGAUAUGCUGGAACCCCUACCGGAGAGCUUGAUUGUGCGUUACCUUGGCCGAGAGCCCGGCGUCUACAAGCUCACCUGGCUGGAGGUGCGGCGGGAGCCCCGUCCCUCGGCGCUGGAAUCCCUGAAGGGCGGCGCGGGCCGGCGGCACAUCACCGGCGCUACGUGUGGCCACCAAUGCCCCGAGUUGGACGCGUGCAUCAGCCCCGAACUCUGGUGCGACGGCGUGAAGCACUGCCCCUCCGGCGCCGACGAGCUCCGUUCCACCUGCCUCUAUUUCACAAUCCCGUGGCUGUACCUGAUCCUGGGCGCCGUCGGUAUACUGCUGGCACUGCUCGUGUUUGCUUCUGCCCUGGUGGCCGUCCGGGUGUACCAGCGCGGGAAGGUCAAGAGGAAGAAGAAGAAGGAGGCGCAGAGACUCAUGACCCGGGAGGUCAUUCUCCCCAUGAACUUCCACAAGGAAAACAUUUACUGAUACCGGGAUGUCGGUCUGACCCGCCGGCAUAAGGAAACGACCUUCCCUCAGCUCUUCUCUUCCUGAGUGUCUGCUCCUUUAUUACCCGCCUUGUCCUGGAUCCUUUUUAUAUACAUUUUUUUAGCUGCUUGACGAGACACUCAGAAAAAUCCAGGUUUUACUAUCUACUCUGUAAAUAUUUGCAUUUUUGUCUACGGGCGAUAUCUAUCAGCUAGAUGAAGACUUUGAUGACCU